Molecule: messenger RNA, 1634 nt
Organism: Prosopis cineraria
Lineage: Eukaryota; Viridiplantae; Streptophyta; Magnoliopsida; Fabales; Fabaceae
Product: transcription factor MYB8-like
Exons: 3
Coding region: 362-1474 (370 amino acids)
Biological process (GO): regulation of stomatal movement
Source: RefSeq, a predicted model, not a curated record
CCCACCAUGCCUGCAAGAGACAUCAGUUCUCUCUCACACCUUCGAUUAGACUCAUGUACACUGUUCACUAGCCCCCACUCCUCACCUUGCCAAAAUAAACUCUCUUCGCUCUCCAAUCCAUGGGAUGAGAGAGAGGAAUGCGAGAAACCUUCUUGACUAUCAUGACUUGGCUCACAUGAGGCCUGGCUCGUAAAUUACUUCAAUCCCCUGUUGCUGAGCAGCCCUUCAUUUUCUAGACUUGACGUUCAAAUCAUCCGUCCCUCCCUUUCGCCCUCACAUCCUUUCUUAUUCUCCCACAGGGGUUCCUACCUGGACUGACUUCCAUUUUUCCCACAAUUCUUCGAAUCUUUCCCAACCAAAUAUGGGGAGGCACUCUUGCUGCUACAAGCAGAAGCUUCGGAAGGGUCUAUGGUCCCCCGAGGAGGAUGAAAAACUUUUGAGACAUAUUACUAAGUAUGGCCAUGGCUGCUGGAGCUCUGUUCCUAAGCAAGCCGGCCUGCAGAGGUGUGGUAAGAGCUGUAGGCUGAGGUGGAUCAAUUACCUGAGGCCUGAUUUGAAGAGAGGAACAUUCUCACAAGAAGAAGAAAGCCUUAUAAUUGAACUCCACGCAGUACUGGGAAAUAGAUGGUCUCAAAUUGCGGCACAAUUGCCCGGGAGAACUGACAAUGAAAUCAAGAAUUUGUGGAAUUCUAGUUUAAAGAAGAAACUGAGGCAAAGAGGCAUCGACCCUGUUACCCACAAACCACUCUCUGAGGUUCAAAACGGAGACGACAGAGACAGAGAACUCAAUGAAUCGAAACUUCUCAAAUCAGAGAGCCCCGAUUCAGAUGGCACAAAAGCCUACACGCCCGUCAUGGAAGGCUGUGCCGGCUUCAAGUAUAACAACAGCACGAGUGACACCAAUUUGCUAACCAACUGUGGCAGCAAAGAAUUGCUCCCGGACGGGUUUACGGCGAGCUACACCACUUCGGGCCUGAUGGGGAAUUUGAAUUCCGCACUUCAGGUGAAUUAUGCAUCCUCUGGUGAUGCCUUCCCAGCCAAUUCAAACCCUUCUCAGUGGUUCGCCCAAACAGGAGGACCAAGAUUCAAUAUGAAUUCUGAAUUUGCUUCCAAUUCCAUGUCUACUGUUCUCGCGCCUCCACCCGCUUCAUAUCUCCCAACGGUUGGUGUUCCUUGCGAUGGUAUCGGUGCAGCCUCUUACACUACUGAGCAUGCAUCCCCGUCUCAUUUCUGGGCACUGAUGACAGAUUCUGCAAAAGAGACCCAAAUGCAAGUGCUGGAGAACCAGACAGGGGAAGCCAAGUGGGGUGAUUACGUUCAAUACCCGAUCGUAAUGCUGCCCGUGACUCAUGUGGUAUCUGAUAAUUUAGCAGCGAUGUUGCCCCAUAACAAACGGCAAGAAGAACCCUCGCAGACUUGUAAUAUGUUUUCCAAGGACAUCCAGAAGCUCACGGCUGCCUUUGGACAUAUGUAGACACUGAUGAUUUUAAUAGUGCAGGUGUGUGCAACAGAUUUUGAUCUUGUACAUGCACAAUUCUCUCGCCCCCGACCUCUUCUCAGGUGUGGGUACGAUUGUAGAAACAACCAUUCCUCUGCUCUGUCUGCAAUUGCAUUACAGUGGUGCUUUUCUUUUA